Molecule: messenger RNA, 246 nt
Organism: Annulohypoxylon truncatum
Lineage: Eukaryota; Fungi; Ascomycota; Sordariomycetes; Xylariales; Hypoxylaceae
Exons: 2
Coding region: 1-246 (81 amino acids)
Source: RefSeq, a predicted model, not a curated record
AUGGCGGGUGCUACGGUUCAUGCUCAGCGGCUGCUCAUGCGGCCUGUCUCGCCUUUCCGGUUUCAAACCUCAUAUUCCUCUACAUCGUCGUUACGGACUUACAGCACGCAGCCCCCAAGAGGCUCAAACAACGUUGUCAAGUUCUGGCCUUUUGUAGCCAUCAUCGGUAUCGGGUUCGCGAGCUACGCCUACAUGGCCAAGACGAGGGCGGCGGCCAAGACUGCGCCAAUGAAAAAGCUACAAUAG